AUUGGCUGCCGUUUGGCCCAGCGCUGGGACUUGGGCGCACAAAACUCCCUUCGCCGGCGCUCAGCCUCCCACUCGAGGCAGGAGGAGGCGAGGCGAGGAACCGGCCGGGACCGUGCUGCCUUGAGACCCACCCAAGCCUCGAGCCCACGCGCCUCUCCUUUGCGCGGCCAACCCGCCACCCAAACGCGCUCCCUCCUUGCGCGCAUCGUUCUCGCUCACCUCUCCUGCGCUGAGGAAUCCCAUUUCCACUCAAACCACUUCUGUCUCUCUCGCGGGGAUCUCUUUCCCUUCUGAAAUAUCCCCUUGUCCCCUUCCUUCCCAACCUGUUUCGCGGCAAGCGCCCACCUGCCGGGUUUGGAAAGGCUUGGAGAGGUUUGGAGAGGUUGGGCUCCUCUCUGCCUGGAGCCGAGCGCCAGUUGUCCUUCCCCGAAAGAAGAAGAGAUUGUGGGUUUCUUUCUGCCGGGGAAGGUGGGCGAAGGAGCGGCAUGGCGGGCACCCCCCGCACCCUUCUGCUCCUGCUGGGCCUCUUCCUGGGAUGGAGCUCGGUCGGGGCGCCCGCGAAGGAAGCCCACGAAGGAGGGAGCCCGCCAAGGAGCCCCCGGGAUCCGGUCUCGGCGCACAUGCUCCGGCUCUACGACCGGUACAGCAGCAGCAGUGGCAACGGAGCCCGUCCCGCCCCGGCCUCGCCUCCCCUGCCCCUCCGAGAAGGCAACACGGUGCGCAGCUUCCGAGCGCAGGCGGCAGGGAUUCCUGGAAACAAAGAAGUACAUGUUUUUAAUCUAACCUCCCUCACAAAGUCUGAGAACAUCUUGUCAGCUCUGUUGCAUUAUUAUGUCGGAGAUUUCUGGAACAGUACUGCAAAUUGUCCUCAGUUGAAGAGCUCUUCUCGUCAUGGGCCCAGGAGAUCUGACAUGCAGAUUAGCCUCUUGCUGUUGAAUUUGCCUGCUUUGGGAAACCAAACUCGGACCCUGGGACAUUACUUGGUCAACAUCUCCACUGCGUAUCGGCAUGUCCAUUCUUGGCAAUGGAAGAACAUUACUGAUGUAUUGAGUAAAGCCAAAGAAAACAAUGACUUGAUCCUUGGAGUCAAAAUAGCCUCUGUUGGGCAACACCCUUGGAAGAACGGGGAUCCCAGUUACGAACCAUACAUCCUCAUUUAUGCCAACGACUCUGCCAUUUCGGAACCAGAGAACGUUGUUUCUAGCUUGCAAGGGCACCGAAGUCCCCUGCCUGGGAGCCAUUCGAAGAGUGGCCUCGGUGAAGGGCGACAAAAACGCUCCACCAAUGUCCUUUUGCCUUUGCAAAACAACGAGCUUCCAGGAGCUGAGUACCAAUACAGUGAGGAUGAAGGCUGGGAGGACAGGAAACACUACAAAACCCUCCAGCCACGCCUCGCAGAACGGGCCAAAAACAAGAAAAAGCAGAGAAAGAAUAACCAACAAAAAAGCCAGACUCUCCAGUUCGAUGAGCAGACGCUUAAAAAGGCAAGGAGGAAGCAGUGGAAUGAGCCAAGAUAUUGUGCGCGGCGCUACCUCAAGGUGGAUUUUGCAGACAUUGGCUGGAGCGACUGGAUUAUUUCCCCUAAAUCUUUUGAUGCCUAUUACUGCUCAGGUGAAUGCCAGUUCCCUAUUCCAAAGGCUCUGAAGCCUUCAAACCAUGCCACCAUCCAGAGCAUAGUGAGAGCUGUUGGCGUUGUCUCUGGAAUCCCCGAACCUUGCUGCGUCCCAGACAAGAUGUCAUCUCUCAGUAUCUUGUUCUUUGACGAAAAUAUGAACGUGGUACUCAAGGUCUAUCCAAACAUGACAGUGGAAUCCUGUGCCUGCAGAUAACCCUCCUACGCACCACCCAAUCUAAAUCCCCUUCUUGCUGCCUUGACUUUGUUGCUCAACAGCCCCCCCCACCCCAUUUUGCACUGCCAAUGCAUUUCAUUUUCCAAAGAUGUAUAAGUAAAUACAAAUGAAAAGACAAGCAGGAGCUGAGAAGGAACACACCAUGGAUUUCCAGGACAUGGAAGGACCUGAGAAAACUUUUUAAACUGUGAGAAUACAACAGAAAAAUACCUAAAGCUUUGCACCAGCUAUUAUGUGGUGAGCCAUGUAAGGGAAAAAAUGAAAUCCAGAAAGAACAUAAUCAAAAAUAUCUGGAGAUUGGCAGGAAGACCCUUUUAUAUAUUUCUAUAUGACACUUUGAAAACAAUGCAUCCAAACUUCUGGCUUUCUGGUCCAUUUUUCCAGAAAUGAAUGGUGAAGGAGACUUAAGAUACAUGUUAUGCAUCUGAAGCUAAGCGUUCUGCCUUAGGUUGCAGGCAAACUCCCCAAAGUGCUAAAUAACGUAAUAAGUUCUGACAUACUAAGAGCCUAAGGAAAUCCAAUUUAAGAUGUUUAUUUUCUUGACAUGGUGUGUCAGCAGUGCUCUGUACGUGUAUUGCCUACAUUAACAAGGCCUUUUCCCCCCACGUGGAAUAAUGGGAACCCUUAAUUUGCAAACCAAAAUAGACUCCUGUUUGCACAUCUUCUAAAUAUCAGUACAUGUUACAAUAAUACUGGCAUGUCACCAAUACUGCCUCAGUUGCUCUAAGAGACUAGUGAAAGGAGCAUAGGUGACAGAGUAGAAAGAAGAUACAGGUUUGCCAGGGUGGUUGCUGUAGCCACCUACUAGAGUAACUACUUCUACAUUGUGUAGUCUCUUGUCCUGGGAUGGUAUAUAGCACAAUGCAAUCCUCUGAAUGGCUACUCAGAAAUAAUACAUACUUGUAAAACAACCUUGAGUAUUACUUGCUUAGGAAAACGAUAUGAAAUUCAUGGGGAUACUAUAAAUCAGUAGGCAUCUUAAGGACAUGCACUCAUAUACUUCUGUGUGAGCUCAUCUCAUGUAUAGGUCGAGGGCAAGUCGUAGGGCCAAGAUUAUGGAUUUUGUUAUGAUCUAUGGACAGCUCAAGGGUCAUUCUGCAGAAAUAGAAAAUAAUCAAGGCCACCUCAAGAGCCAGCCACCCCUGGUUGCCAAUUCUGACAUUUCCUUGCCAAACAUUCAAAAAGUCCAGAAGAAGAAUAAAGGGAGCUUCUUUUAGAUUUUCCCAGGACAGACUAAGCUUUUGCUUUUUGCCACUCUAUUCAGAGAAGGAGAUGGUUCCUUUUGUGGUAAGAAUUCAAGCACAGUACUCACAUUGACCCAUGGAUAAGUCCAUCCAAUUUUGGGGGGUUAAUUUUUUGACUUAAGAUUUCUAGACUUAUAUGAGAGUAUAUAAAGUACUUUCAGGUAAGUCAGUAUAGGAUAGCAGCCUAUGAAUUUGCCUAUGAAUAGGAUUAGUUUUAUUGAAGCAAAGAAUUAAGACAAGAUUGAGGAAUUCAUUAAUUGCCUUUUUUCCAAAUGGGAGUCUUGCCUGCAAUGUGGUAUCAUGUAUAAGCCAACUGCAUCAGCAGACCUACAGAGUUAUUUAGUCUGGCACUGGAUGGCUAUGUACAAAGGACAAGGGGGGAAUGGGGAUGCCCCAUGGUCAAAGGGACUUCAUGUUGAAUGCAUUGCAUCCUUGUGCAUUGCAAAGCCAAGUAAAUAGGUGUGCUUUGAGUCACACCAGUAGGAAAGUCAAGGCUUGGGAUAGACUUUGACUUACAAUUGCCAUGCAUCUUUCAGAAGAUGCUAAGUGCCUUCCAUUUUCUGUCCAAAGCACCUGGUGGUUUUCCUGCAUUUGAGCAAAGCUCUAGUGUGGGAAAUGAGGGUUAAAGCUUUAAUUUCCAGCUUACUAGAGAUGCAAAGAAGCUUCAGAGCAUUGGAGCAUUUUACUAAGGAGUUGAUGCAUUCAUUAUUAAGCUGUCUCCUUCAUGUAAAAAUUAAUAAUGAAAAUAAGACUUUUGUACAUUUUUUUUGCUUAGGAAUUAAUGCUUGUACAGUCAGCGUCAGUAAAGUUUUUAAAAAGCCAAAGGAUAUUUGUAUAUGGAAAGAAGCUUUUAUUAAUGCCUUUAAUUUAUUUUAUUUCUGUUGCCUUCCUGUGUGUUAAUUAAGUUUCCACUUUUUAGUACUUAUAAAUACACAGUGAGUUUUACAUUAAUUUCACAAAAUCAUAUAUAUAUAUAUAUAUAUAUAUAUAUAUAUAUAUGCCUUCAGACCCAAAUGUGCAUGUUAUAGGCACCCAGAAGAUACUUUCCACUACUGAUGUAUAAGCUUGCCUCACUUGUAUUUGUUUCUCUCCUUCAGUAAUAAGAUUUUUUUUCACUGCAAACUACUAUGUACAAGUUUAUGUUUAAACAUUUUAAUGUGAAACUUCA
Anolis carolinensis (green anole) is the source of this 4262-nucleotide messenger RNA. It is a transcript of the gene bmp3, whose product is annotated as bone morphogenetic protein 3. NCBI's taxonomy places the organism in Eukaryota, Metazoa, Chordata, Lepidosauria, Squamata, Anolidae. Gene Ontology annotation, biological process: osteoblast differentiation. The coding region runs from base 486 to 1829 and encodes 447 amino acids. Gene Ontology annotation, cellular component: extracellular region. The record is from RefSeq and is a predicted model, not a curated record. Gene Ontology annotation, molecular function: growth factor activity; cytokine activity. The transcript has 3 exons.